GCGGACGGCAAGCUGAUUCUGCAUGUGUGUUUGAUUAAUUUUUGUGGAAAAACAAAAUGGAAAAGACGACCAUUCACCACAACAUUGUGCUCGCAGUCUACGUCAUCACCUUCGUCACUGGCCUUCCCGCUAACAUGCUGGCCUUCUACGCCUUCUGCAGGAAGGUUAGGCAGAAACCCACUCCCAUCGACGUCCUGCUGCUCAACCUGACGGUGUCCGAUCUCAUCUUCCUCAUGUUCCUGCCCUUCAGAAUGUGGGAGGCAGCGGACAAUAUGCAGUGGAACAUGCCUCACUUCCUGUGCCCUCUGUCCGCCUUCCUGUUCUACACCACCAUCUACAACAGCACCUUCUUCCUGACGGCGAUCAGCGUGGAGCGCUACAUGGGCGUGGCCUUUCCCAUAAAGUACAAGCUAAAACGCCGGCCUGUGUACGCCGUGGUGGCCAGCGUUGCCUUCUGGGUGAUCUCCAUGGCGCACUGUAGCAUUGUCUACAUCAUGCAUUAUUUCGACCACACCGAAGAAGACACCAACAACCAGAACACAAACUUGACAGACUAUUGCUACAAGCAAUUCACCGAGAAGCAGCUGAAGAUCCUGCUGCCGGUGCGUCUGGAGCUCUUCCUGGUGCUCUUCUGCAUCCCCUUCCUCAUCUGCUGCUUCUGCUACGUCAGCUUCAUCCGCAUCCUGUCCCGGCUGCCCAACUUCAGCAGGAAGAAGAGGCAGCGGGCCAUGGGGAUGGCCCUGGGGACGCUGCUGGUCUUCAUCCUCUGCUUCGCGCCCUACAAUGUGUCGCACGUGGUGGGCUACGUCACGGAGCAGAGCCCCCCCUGGCGCGUGGACGCCCUGCUCUUCAGCACCUUCAACGCCUGCCUGGACCCCCUCGUCUUUUACUUCUCUUCCGCGGCCAUGAGGAGCACGCUCAGCCACCUUGUCAAAGAGCUGGUGGAGAAGCUGCACCUGACUUGCUGCUACAGGGCUCUCUACUGCCCCCUGCUGGGGUGCACCGGGAACGAGGACAGCACCCAGAGCUCCAACGACAGCACCUUGUAGACCGCGCUGGCAGGAGCGUCCUCUCGCUCUGCAUAAUGUGGUCAUUGCUAUUCAUCAUGGGUUGUGCUAUUUACCAUUUUGA
Messenger RNA from Megalops cyprinoides (Indo-Pacific tarpon), 1131 nucleotides. RefSeq names its product free fatty acid receptor 2-like. Lineage: Eukaryota; Metazoa; Chordata; Actinopteri; Elopiformes; Megalopidae. Gene Ontology annotation, cellular component: plasma membrane. The record is from RefSeq and is a predicted model, not a curated record. The transcript is spliced from 2 exons. Gene Ontology annotation, biological process: G protein-coupled receptor signaling pathway; cellular response to fatty acid. Gene Ontology annotation, molecular function: G protein-coupled receptor activity. The coding region runs from base 57 to 1049 and encodes 330 amino acids.